UUGCAUCACAUACUCCUUGACAGCCGUCAACAGCAACGAUAAAAGAAUCCAAAUCGGGUGGCUGAAAAGCAGGGAUUAUUUAAAACUGUUCAACAAUUUUCGUUCGUGGGGACUCCAAUAUAACGCAAAUUCUAAGCUUGUGUUUUUUUCCGAUCCAUCGUAGCGAAUACUGUUGAACAAUGCCAACGAUGCUGGAAAUAGAUGGCAACGGCAAUGAGCACGAAGCAAACCAAUGGAUCCGAUUUGGUCUUCGACUAGGAGUAACCACCGCUCUACAUCCUUUCGAUUACGCCAAGGUGCUAAUGCAAAUUGGAUUUGAACCAAUCGACCCGCGGCCUGGACGAACACUACUGGGAAAACCAACUCUUAUACUGCCUAACGUAUUCCAGUAUGCCGCUUACAUUAAGCGCGUUGACGGUUUUGCGGGUUGCUUCCGCGGUUUGAGCGCCAAGAUAAUUGGCAAUAUCUUCAGCGCUCAUUACAGCGAAAAGAUUGCCGACGAGCUUGGUCUGGAAGAGGUACACGACACAGAUGUGAAACGUAAAACGAAUGACGAACAAGUAGAUAAUACGCAAUUGGAUGAGCAGUUCAAAAAACAAUUGAAGCGCAACUUGGUGGUUCAUACAGCCGGCGUGGUUAUUUCGCAGCCAUUCCAUGUUAUCUCCAUCCGGAUGAUGGCCCAGUUCGUUGGACGAGAAAAGCUUUACUCCGGCGUAUGGCAAUCGAUACGGGAAAUUUGGUCAGAGGAGGGGAUAUUCGGCUUUUUUGCUGGUUUCGUACCACGGCUGUUAUGUGAUUUGGGCUGCCUCAUCGUUUCUAGCUCAGUGACUUAUUUGGCUAGCAGAUAUAUUAUCAAAGAACACGAGGGUCGUGUGUAUUUUUCGAGCAUUUCGCAGUUCGUUGCAUCAAGCAUGUUCUAUCCGUAUCAUGUAGUAUCUACAUGCAUGAUUGUUAAUGGAUCGAGAUUGAAGGCAGGUAGCUUGCCUAACAUGGAGCCCUAUCGAGAUUGGCGAGAUUGCUAUGCAAAACUGAGAAAAGCGGGAGAGCACAAACGGGGAAGUUCGUUAUUCUUCAGAUACGCAUCCCAACCAGCGAGUGUUGUAUUUAACCGUGCGAUCGCGCCGUAUCCGGAAUUGAAGAAAUAAUGUAUAUUGUACACAAACUGAAAGAAUGAACCUAAAGAAAUUUAGUCAGCGAUAUGCCAAGCAACAAUGAACCUCUACAAUUUCAAUAAAUUUUAACAACUGUUUAUGAAUAGAGGAUCUUCAUUGUUUAUUGAAUGAUUGUCAUCACCCUAAACAACGUACUAAAGCAUUUUCAUUAACAUUGUUGCUUAAUUAUACUUUUCUCCCGAACGAUGUUUCAAACUUUAAUGAUUGUUACGAAUGUUUUGUGUAACAUAGUAUUAGCUGUAGAACGAGAAAUUCAAAUUGUCAUUAAAUUAACCAAGAUUCUGAAAAACAUCAA
This is a messenger RNA of Toxorhynchites rutilus septentrionalis, 1467 nucleotides long. RefSeq names its product mitochondrial carrier homolog 2 (gene Mtch). Bases 180 to 1145 code for a protein of 321 amino acids. NCBI's taxonomy places the organism in Eukaryota, Metazoa, Arthropoda, Insecta, Diptera, Culicidae. The transcript is spliced from 5 exons. The record is from RefSeq and is a predicted model, not a curated record.